Messenger RNA from Papaver somniferum (opium poppy), 1697 nucleotides. RefSeq lists its product as uncharacterized. The record is from RefSeq and is a predicted model, not a curated record. The transcript has 2 exons. NCBI's taxonomy places the organism in Eukaryota, Viridiplantae, Streptophyta, Magnoliopsida, Ranunculales, Papaveraceae. Bases 95 to 1240 code for a protein of 381 amino acids.
GCUGUCGAGACGCUUGAGCUAUUGGUCAACAAGUUGAUGCUGCUUGCACAGACUCCACUCCCAAAUUCUAUAUCUGUUAACUCCAAGGAUAGUGAUGACAAAACAAUCUUACAACUCAGCUGCAGAAAUGGGGAAAAUUGAGAUGAUGCAGUAUUUACUACAAAGUAGUAACAUAAAAUUUGAAGUAAAUGAUGUGAAGGAAGCCUUAAAAAUAUUAUCACCAGCUGAAAAGAAUGAUCUAAAAAUUGGGUUUCCCGAGUACUCCAAACAUGGCAAGAAGCAUAAGAAUACAACUCUAUCUAAAAAUAAUAAUCAGCAUGGGCAUAAAGAGAGGUUGAACACGUUAAUGGUGGUGGCGACAUUGAUAGCAGGAAUUGCCUUUCAAGCUACGUUAAACCCACCGGGGGGGUUCUGGCAAGAUGACACCAAAAUUGACUCUGGUACUGGCCCUGUUACAUUUACUUAUUAUCUUGAUCGUAUGUUUGGCUCUGCUAUAACUGGCAAUUUGGAAAGUUACAUGCAAGACUACUUGGAGCAUACUGUAAUACGUCGUAAUAAAGGUAGUGAUGAAUACUAUUUUGUUUCCUGGAAUGGUGCACAGAAAAAGAUUAAGGAUUUUAUCGAAGCUCUAAUGAAUUCUCCAGAUUUUUCUAGGAUAAGUAGAGGAUUAAUUCUAGAAAAUUUCAACUUGACCAGUGUUGUUUCAAACUACAAUAAUAGUCUUGGCGGCGGUGUUUUUUCCCCUUAUCUAAUACGCUAUGCUGGACAUCCUAUAUUGGCAUAUACAAACCCGACGGUCUACACAUUUUAUAUGAAUACUAACACUGUUGCAUUUCUUUUGUCUGUGAUGCUAAUUUUAUUGGUCCCAAGUGGAAUUAUGGACGAUUAUCAGUUUCGACCUCUUGUUGCGCUGAUGUGCAUUUCAACCUUGUGUAUCGGAAUCAGUUAUUGGGCUAUUUUAUACACUAUGACGCCAGGUUUUUAUGUUAAAGAGCCUACAAAAUAUUCACUCUAUGGAUAUUUUGGACUCUUCAGCUUCUAUGGAAUUAUCGUCUUCAUCCAAAUCUUAAUAUCUAGGAUGGAUAAGCUGAAAAACAAGCACUUAAUUGGAUUUAAUUACUUGGCAGCACUUGUCAGUAUGAACCCAGUUACUGCAGGAAAAUUGAUCAUAUUUAUAUUUGGUUACUGUGUUACCAAUCUUCAAGUAUUUUAUAGCUUUAAAGAAUUUGUUUUGAAGUGAAUGGCGCAAGACUCUUGAUGUUAAUGUCUGGAGUCCCACUGGAGUACCAUACAUGUUUUUUUUCCAGAACAAAGGAAUUAUUGAAGAUUUUGUGGUAAUUGACAAUUCUUCUGAUUAUCAAUUUUUGUUGUUGUUUGUAUACGUUUGGAGAAUAAUCAUAUAAUGAUGUAACAUUCUUCAGAUCAAAUUUCAUGUUUGUUCUAUUAGCAUAUCAGCCUCUAAUCAUGCUUACUUUACCUUUUAGCUAAUACAUGUUUUUCGUAAGCUGAUAUGUUUAGUUCAUGCUAAGGAUCACAUAUGCCACAACCACAAACAUCAACGUGAAAUACUAUAUGUUUAAACAUGCUUCCUACUUAACUCUAUCAUUUUUAGAUACAACUACUUCAUGAUCAUACGUGUUGCAUACUUAGGAUCAAAGUAUUAUACAACCACUAUGUGACAAACAAGGAAUAAUAGA